UAUGAAUAGUGGAAAGGGUCGGGUUAUGAAUAAUAAUCUAGUGUGUUUUUGAAACUAUUACCCGUGUUAUAAGGGGGCUGUGUUAUGUUAUAUACAUCAUGAAUAUCUAACGACUGGCCUACCUGUUUUGUUUGUUGGUGUGUCUUUAUAGGAGUGCUCGAUUCAAGCCGUUUAGCCGUCACUCCUCCAUUAGGAACUUGAAGGAAACACAACGCGGGAUUAACAGAGAAGAACUCAUCGUAUUAAGAGAUUAAGGACAAGCGGAGAAUUAUUCCCGAUCAUUCAAUGUUAGGAUAAAGAUUAACCCGUGUUUAACGUUUGAGUGUUUUGAGGAUAGACAUGGCUGUUAUCAUUCAGCUAUGGUCCCUAUCCAUUAUCAUUUUGUUAUCGUUAAUAACUGUAGACUCCCUGAGAUUCCGUGGGGAGCCUAAUACAUACGCUAAAUUCCCAGUAUGGAACGCUUGUAUCAACGCCUCUAUCAGCUUUGAGUUUAAAACGACGCAAUCGAACGGAUUGCUUUUGUACACUGAUAACAAUGGUCGCUACGACUUUUUUGAAGUUGCUCUCAAGGAUGGAUCUGUGCAGCUACGACUGAACGUUGUGGAUGAACAGGACGGAAGCGUGGAGAUCGUUCUCGGAAACAACCUUAACGACAACCGCUGGCACAGCGUAGUGGUAAAACGUAAGCAUUUUGAGACGAUCCUGCAAGUCGACGACACCUCCAGCAGUAAAGUAGCUUUUGGGUCUGAUUCGGGGUUCGGAGACAGACGCAAGAACAAUUUUGUGUACUUCGGUGGUGUUCCAUUGGGCUAUACGAGGGAUGCCCGUCGCUCGCCGCUAGAUGAAACCGUUACGGAUGCUAAGUUUGAAGGCGAUUUGAGGAAUAUUUUGUACUUUAAUUGUACUUGUAUACCGGAGAGAGCCAGUGUGUUGAAUUAUCAGGGAGUAUCGAGAGAGCCGAGAGAAACUUGUGAAAUCAACAACCGAUGUCCAGCUGAUUGUCCUUGUGUCAGUGUUGAAGGAGAUUCAGGCUGUGAAUGUAAAUAUAAAGAAUCAUGUAUUGCAGAUCUGUACACCCGUUACCACCUUCCUAUGGACCGACUGUCUGGAAAUGGUCUCAUCAAUCCCUCGGGGAUGGCUUCCACGGUGCACGGCAAUCCCCAAAUUGUACCCGGGGUCAUCAAACAGGCCCUAGAAUUGGACGGUCGGGUUCAAUACGCCAGAAUAGCUGGUUCUAGUCAUAGAGCCGAAUGUUUGGGUGAUCUUUCAAAAUGUCCGGAUGGUUAUUUUCUGUCCAUGUGGCUUCAGUUCAAGGAUCAUAUAACAGAACGUGGUGUUUACAUGUCCAACGGUGGAGAACGACAGGACUCCCAUGGUAUCGCUAUGUAUUACGGCGACGGAAUCCUCGAGUUUAUCUUCAAACAUCCCAAUGGACAGACCUGGUCGGUUAAGGACAGAAAUUUCCUACCAAAAAGAUGGUACCACGUUGCCGCAUCCUGGGAUCAAAAUAAAGGUCUCCAUUUGUUCGUGGAUGGAAACCAAGUGAACCAUGAUAACCGACCAAAACGAGGGUCAAGUGUUAGACGAACAGCCUACAACGACUUCAUCCUCGGGAAGUCCAACUCCAAUGACAGAACUGGUCGUCUUGGCACCAUGCUGGUGGAUGAUUUUAGAUUUAUCUCGGGUUUUAGAAAUAAUAAGGAAGUCCGAGAAUCAGGACCUAUUUUCCGUUAUCAUAUGGAUAUGGAUGAAAUGGAAGGAAACACAAUGACAUUUCCACACAUAAACGCCCAAGUACAUGGAAAUGCUCGACUCACAGAUGAGGCUGUUUUGAACAAAGCUUUAAAUUUAGUUGGGAAUGGACAGUACGUUGACUUGGGUAACUUUCCUGGAACUUGCUUUGGAGACCUGAUGAAGUGUCAGCACGGUAUCACUCUCUCCUUCUGGGUGAACUUCCCCAGACUCGAUGGAGACUCCAGAUAUCUGUUCAGCUCCCCGAAUGGUAUUUCCGUUUACUACAGCGGUAGUCGUCUUCAUGCUGAUGCACAUAUGGGAGACAGAAACUGGGCUGCUUACUACACAGGAAUCCGGGCGAGGCAGUGGUACUUUGUUGAGAUCUCCUGGAACCCAGAACUUGGUCUGACCAUGUUCGUUGAUGAAGAGCGCGUUGCCUUCCAACCUAGAGACUCCCACCGAGGUGUUUCCAGACGAGAUCACCGAAUUCUUAUUGGAAAGGAAGCAUCAGCAUCCUCACUUGGAGAAACUAAUACAGCCAUCGCUAUGGUGGAUGAAGUAGAUGUUUAUUAUGCUGACAGAGAAAAGUUGGUCGAUCUUGGAGUAAUCCGAAGAGGACGACCGGUUCCUUAUCAUUUUGAUUUUGAGCGAAUAGAAGGCAACCGACUGGUUCACGAUUCUAUACUAGUAAAUCUUGAAGGAAACCCUAGACUCCGCCAGGGAAAGAUUGGUAAAGCUUUGGAACUGAACAGAAACAGACAAGUUGCUGAUUUCGGUCGGCACAAUCAGAUCUGUUUUGGAAAUUUGGAUUAUUGUCGAAAUGGUGCACUAUUCUCAUUUUGGAUCAACCCGUCCCAGUUGAAAAGAAACACUUACUUUGCAUCCACGGGAAACAAUGGCAUCACUUUACAUUACAAAAACAGAAAGCUAAUCGCUAAAGCUGAAACGUCUUCAAGAACUUGGGAAACAUCUACAAACAAGUUGGUGGUAGAUAAAUGGCAGUUUGUAGAAACAUCCUGGCAUCCAGAGACUGGAUUAAAGCUUUAUAUCAACAACGAGAUGGUUGGGGAGGACACCCGACAUUCCCAACGAGAUGACAGAAAUCCUGGUGCUGCUGAUCAAGAUGAUUUCUAUUUGGGUAGAGGUAAUCUAGAUAUGAACGAUAACAACUACGCUAACGCCAUGUAUGAUGAGUUGGAUUUCUGGUAUGCUGAUCGCGAUUAUUUGACUGCUCAUGGAUACAUCCAGAGAGGUAAACCAAAGCAUUACAUUAUCGAUUUUGAAGAAAUUGACGGAAUUCGAUUGAUUCAUGAAAGUUUACCAAUUCGAGUUGUUGAAAAUGCUAAAAUUAUUCCUGGUAAAAUUGGUAACGCUUUGGAACUUAAUGGUAAUAGACAGUAUGUUGAUAUUUCUGGUCGUAAUGGCGAAUGUCUUGGUAACCUGGCACUAUGUUGGCAAGGUAUUACCAUAUCGACGUGGAUGAGAUUCCGUAGGUUCGAAAACAACAUGGUGUUUUUAUCUACGGGGAAGAACGGUAUAUUAGUGACGUAUAGAGAUGGUUAUAUCUACGUCACAGCAGACGGUAGAAGUCAGGUGACUGUACCAGCUUUAGAGAGGAAUAGAUGGUAUUAUUUUGAAAUCACGUGGCAUCCGACCCAUGGACUGAAAGUUUAUGUUGAUCAAAUGAUUGAAGGUUCGGCCCCGAGUUCACCGUUACGAGAUGCUACAGGAACUGAUAGAACUGGCAGUUUCUAUAUAGGACGCCCUAACGCUGGUGAUACCCCUGGUGGACUCUUUGCCUUUGGUAAUUUUGAUAUCGAUGAGAUGGAGGUUUGGUAUGGCCGCCGAGAAGACCUAAUGGCGUUUGGUUAUAUCAGAAAAACCCGACAAGAUAAUUUUGGACAUGAGACUUUCUCCUUUGAAAACGCCGUGGGUGAUAAGGUUGACCAUGUGGUAUAUACUGUACUUCUAGUCAACGGAGCCCGACUUACUCGAGGCUUGAUCGGAAACGCAGUAUUAUUGGAUGGACGAGACCAAUACGUCAACCUGGACGAACAUCCUAACAAGUGUAUGACGGAGCUGGAUCUGUGUACCCAUGGUUUUACGAUCUCCUUGAUGCUGAAUCCGAGAACUCUGAGAAAUGGUAACUACUUCCUUUCCAGUCCAGCUUAUGAUCUCUAUUACCAGGACAGAAAGCUUCAUGCCAAGUUCCGCAGCAAAAAUCGAUCGUGGACAGUUUCCACGGAUCGGUUACGAGAAGAUCAAUGGCAGCAUGUGACCAUGUCUUGGCAUCCUAUUAAAGGUUUGUCUUUGUAUCUGGACGAUGUUCAGGUCGAUUCAGCCUAUGGUACCGAAGAAGCACUAGGGGAUCAGCCUAGAAGCAGCACCGUGUAUCUGGGUAAGAAUGCCUUGAGUGAUAGAGAACGAGCUACAGCUAAUACCAUGGUGGAUGAGGUACAGUUCUGGUAUGAUGAUUUAGAUCACUUAAAGGCAACUGGACAAUACGGAGCUCCUAUCAAUCCCCAACGAGUCAACUUUGAUUUACUACGUGGAGGAAGUCUCCAGGUCGGUAAUAGAAGAAUCGUUGUUUAUGGAGGACCUAACACUGUACAAGGACAGCGAUACAGAGCUUUGUUCCUCAAUGGAUUAAACCAGUACGUUGAUCUCGGACAGAACUUUACUUGUGCUGGCAACUUGGAUAAUUGUCGCCAGGGCGCCACGAUUAGAUUUUUUGUGAAACCCGAGCGACUCCAAGAUGGCAUGUACUUCAUCGAUUCCUAUCCUCUUCGAGUGUAUUACCGAGAUGGGAAACUGUUUGCUGAGAUGCAAACAGCAACUCGUCAGUGGGAUGUUUCAUCUGGAGGAUUUGAGGCUGGUAAAUGGCAGAAUGUUGAAUUAUCUUGGCAUCCAACAGUGGGAUUGGGAAUGUACCUGAAUGGUCGCCGUGUAGCUCAUCAAACCUACCCAACCAUCCGAGCUCCAAUUCAGAAUGAUGAUUGGAGGACGUAUGUUGGACGACCAUUAAUUACUGGAGGUGACCGGAGAUAUGCCAAUACUUACCUUGAGAACAUUGAAUUUUAUAAUACUCGACGUGACUACAUUCCUAGUGCCUACCGUCCUAUACCACUACCAGACCCUACUCGACCACCUCCUCGGACCAGACCACCUCCACCACGAACUCCACGUCCACCAGUGUAUACACGAAGACCAGAUCCCAAUGUCUACGUCAAUGGAAGUUAUGGGGAGAUAACUACGAUACGCCCAGCUUACACCCAGGGUCCUCCGAUAGUUGAUACAUCAGAUAGACGUGGCACAACUAAAGUUAUCAGAUUUAACGGUUUAUCUUAUUUAAAAUAUAAGUUUGAUUACAACACACUACCAGCAUCUUACUAUGAGAGAACGGAACAAGAAGAUCUUAGUUUCCACUUCAUCACAGAUAAACCAGAUGGUUUGUUGUGGUUCCACCAAGGUGAAGAUGGCAGAGAAAUGCAUCUUAGUUUAAAGGGUGGUAAACUUGUAUUUGUAAAUGAUGAUGAUGGAAGUCCUAAAGAAAUAACUAUUGCUCCUGACACUGGUGCUGGGUAUAACGAUUGGGAAUGGCAUCGUGUUAACGUUAACAGACGUGGACGCAGGAUCAAUAUAUCAGUUGAUGGUAGAAAUGGAAGAGAUUAUAUAUUUGAGAAUGAUGAUAUACAGUUACUGACAUUAGCAGAUGUCUGGGUUGGUGGUACACCCAAUACAUAUGAACUCACUAAUGGUGUAGUGAGACGAAACUUCGAUGGUGGUGUCGCAGAUAUGAUUUACUCGACACGAGAUGGUAAUAUCAUCACAGACGUCAACUUGAUUGGACUUGCUGGUUCUUCUCACGGUAAUAUUGAUAUUACAGAUGAGCGGAUCAACAUCCGACCUCGUCCAGUUACCAGAGGACCUGUUAUUAUUACUGGACGACCUCAAAUCAGAACGCCACCUCCACCACGAGUGACUUUAGCUCCAGUUGUUGGACCAACUCCAGUUACAUUUAAAGAAUCCAAUACUUACAUCACGUUACCGACACUGAAGGUUCAGGAAGGUGGAGUCAUUCACUUCAGGUUCCGAACCAUCAAAGAUAACGGUUUGAUGCUGUUUAACCGUGGAGAAGCCAACGCUCCCAACUUUAUAGCUGUUGAACUAUUUGAUGGUAAACUCUACUUUGUCUAUGACUUCGGCAGCUUUACUCGCAGAGUUCCCUUCUCACCACGUGUUGUCUCUGAUGGUCAGGAGAAGGAGGUCGAGAUCAGGUUCUUCAACCGCCACAUAGAUCUUCUUCUGAAUGGCGAGUCCAAGCGAAUCAACUUUGUCAGUGGUGAAGUAUUAAGAGAUAACUUGAAAGGAGCUUUCUAUGUGGGUGGCUUCGACAGUUUCACUAGCCUUCCUUGGCACGUCUGGUCUCGUGAAGGCUACCAGGGAUGCUUCCAGGAUCUUAGAGUUAAUGGAAAACAGAUCAAUCUCCACUCGUUGGUCAGUGAUCAGUUCCUCUACGGAAAAGUUGAUAGAAGAUGUUUGAGUAUGCCGAGAGAAUGUGCCGUUCUCCAACCAUGUCUGAAUGGAUUUUGUCGGGAUACUUGGAAUGGGUACAGAUGUGAUUGUAGAGGAACCAGUUUUACUGGUAGAAACUGUGAUAAGGACGCUUUAGUUGGUGCUCUCAAUGGUAAACAAUUUGCUGUUGUUUCUAUGGACGCCACCCAGACUCAUACCAACGACAUCUCUAUGCGAUUUAAAUCACCCCUUAGUGACGCCUUGUUGUUCCAGACUCACACUGACGUGUCAAACGAAUAUCUCAGAUGUGAAUUAGAAAACGGCAGGAUAAAAAUCACUACUAAUUUAGGAGGCGAGACAAAGUCGUUCUAUGCUGGGGAGAAUUUAAAUGAUUUCCAAUGGCACACUGUGUACAUCAGUCGACGUGGUAAUCAGAUAGAAGUCUGGGUAGAUGAUGGUGAGAGACAAAUGGGUGAAUUGUCAGGUGAGCGGUUCUUCUUUGAUAUUGAGCAGAUAUUUAUUGGUGGCCUAGCUAACGACAAUGUUCAGAUCGGCGGCAAUGCCAAGAAUUAUAUUGGUUACAUGCAAGGUUUCAUGUUUAAUGACGUCAGUGUGUUUGAGACGGCCGUGAAACAACCAGGUGAUAACUUGAUCAGUUUCAACCUGACUGAUAUAGAUCGAUUACCUCCCUUAAUCUAUAACCCAAUCACAAUCAAAAACCGUGACACAUUCGUCCAACUUCCUACACUGAGAAUACCAGCUUCAAUGGUCAUUAACUUUAUGUUUAAAACCAAGGAAACCAGCGGUGUCUUGUUAUUUAAUGGCGGACGUAACAGGGAAUUCCUUUCUGUGGAGUUGUACAAUGGAUAUCUUCAUUUCGCCUUCAACACCAGCGACAGUUCUCCAGCUCUGCGUAUGAACACGCCACAACCGUUGAACGACAAUAAAUGGCAUACGGUGACAAUACGACGUGUUGAUAAUCGUCGAUUCAGUGUGAGUAUUGAUGGAAUAUCAACUACUAUCGCCAGUGAAGGACGGGAUACUAGUAUUGACCUACAGGGUCCACUGUAUAUUGGUGGCCUACCACAGAACAUGUUUGACCAAGACUACGUUAGCGGUGCCUUGUUGUCUAAAAAUGGUUUCCAGGGAUGUCUGGCAUCUAUAGACUUGAGUGGUGCUGUUCCUGAUUUGGUUAAAUAUGGCGGCGGUUCUACGAACAUUAUUACAGGGUGUACUGAAAUCCAGGCUGUUUGCGGACCAGAUACCUGCACUAAUUAUGGAAAGUGUGUUCCUGAUGGUGCCUUGUUCAGAUGUGAUUGUAAUAUGACAUCAUUUGUAGGAACAAUCUGUAAUGAAGAGGCUAUCGGAUUCCGGUUGAAGGAAACUAGAACUAAGGAUGGUGUAUUAAUAUAUACUUACUCCCAGGGAUUCGAACCCAGCACCAUGACCGAUGAUAUCGCUUUUGGAUUUAUGACCAAUGAACCCGAUGGAAUACUAAUGAGAGUGAACAGUGGUUUGGUUGGUGAUUUUAUAGAGUUAAGAUUGGAAAACGGCCAUGUUAUUGCUGAGUACGACACCGACUCAUCUGGUAAAUCGAGUAAAAUUGUUCAAUCAUCCAGACAAUUUAAUGAUGGUAAAUAUCAUGUGGUCAGGUUCUACAGGACGAGUAACAACGCCACCUUACGGGUGGAUGAUAUUGGUGCCAGAAUUAAUUCACAUUCCGUUCGUCAUGGUAUAUUUGACAAACAUGGAUCUAUACAUAUCGGUGGUUACAGGGUGAACAAUGCGAUACAGCGUCCAUUUAAUGGUAUUAUUGCCGGAAUGUAUUUUAAUGGUUUGCGUGUUAUGGAUAUGGCUGCCAAUAAAAGACAAACAGUUUGGAUUGGAGACGUUGCUAUAGCACCAUCUCCUUUCUCGCUAUCAGGAAGUACAAUAAUUAUUAGAACACCGAAACCUGAUCUUCCAAAGGUAACAGCUGUUCCUCCUGUAACAAUACCUCCAAUUAUACCAGGUGGUACAGGUGGUACAGGUGGAGGGGGAAUCGGAGGAACAGGUGGAGGAACUGUGGUAUCUGGAGGAGGUGGAGGGUCUGGUAUUUUACUUGGAGGUGGAUCAGCCCAACCACUAGCUGCAGCAGCUAUAGGUGGAGUGCCAAGUGGAGGAUUUGUAGGAGGUGGACCACGAGCCGGAGCUGUUGUUGGAACUGUUCUGGGAAUCCUAGCUUUGGCUAGCAGCAUGAUGUGGGCCUUUUACCUAUGUAAACCUGGAUGGUGUGUUAGACCAGCAGGGGCUGGUGGUGCUCCAGUAGCUAUAUCCCCACCAAGAGCUGGUUCUAAUCUAGGUGCCGUCACAGCUGCUGGAGGUAUGGCUGGAGCUGGUAGUAUAGUUGGAGGAAGUGCUGCAGGUGGUGCUGGAGCAAAAGGAGGUGGUAUGAAUUACGAUACGGCAACAUUACGUGGUACUGGAACCUUCACCAGUUCUGGUACUAAUAUCGGCACUCCUAAAGCUGGACGAGCUCAUCUUGGUUCAACUGCAUCACAGGGUUCUGCUGCUUACUACCAACAGAACACAAGUGUUGUUGAUGGUGGUAAUCUGGGUUCUCCUGCCACGCUUGGUUCCUAUCAUUACGAGGGACAUGGAAUGGCUGAUUACGAUCUGGCACAUGGUAUGGGUGGCUCUGGGGGAGGAGGGUCUGCUAACUAUCAGAGCAACACCCUACAAUCUGGCUACUCGGCUUCUACUAUGACUAUGUACAAUUACAACAUGCAAAAUGUACGAACUGUGACCGGACAGCAUCAAAUGAUGGGAUAUGGUGCCCAGAAUAUGAUUCCUCCAACACCUGGUGCUAUGGGAGAAGAGGUUAGAGUGGACUGUUGUCUCAUGACAACUGAUGGAAGGAGUGUUGUCACUGGUUCUAGUCAUGGACCACCACAAUGUUGGGAUAUGCAGUCAGGAGAAUUAUUACGUACAAUGAAAGGAUAUACAAUGGGAUCAACCAAUCUUCAUCUAGCUUGUAAUGAUAGAAUGUUGGUGGGAGCUGUUAAUGCUGACCUAGAUAUUAACGAAUAUUCCGUGCGUAAAGGUGUAACUAACAGACAAUUACAGAUUUGGGAUUUCACCAACGGUCAGCCAUUAGAAAUGUCUUCGCUUAUAGAAUAUUGUUCAGCUGUUUGUGUUAUGAGUGACAACGAUAAGGUUGUUUUCGCCAGAACUGAUAAAUUUGGUAACGCCACGGCGGUCGUUGUGUGGGACAUUUUAGGAAAUCAGCCUAUUAAAGAAAUGCGAUAUGACAGUCCAGUAGGCAAUAACGAUUAUGUACAUUAUAUUAAUUUAUCUCAGAACGAUCGAUUUGUGAUCGCAGGUUUCACUAAUACAUUCGACCAAUUCGCUGAAUUUGUCGUCUUCGAUAUGACGUUAACGAGUUAUAACGUCAUGGAACCAAGCUUCCUUCGAUUGGACGCCAACCCAGAAUGUACGGAGGUUCUACCACGUGAUGAAGCCGUCACUGGAUUACGUAAUGGAGAUUUGGUGGUGUGGAGUUUGCGCACAGGUCAACCUAACAGACAACUAGUGUCGCCGAACGGCCGUGCUGCUCAUGAUCGUGAGGUGAAGGCCGUUGUAAGGUCAAAGGAUAAUAAGUAUCUGGUUACAGCUUCUGCGGAUGGAACGUUGAAAUGUUGGGAUCUGGAGACAGAGAGACAGAUGACCACCAUGAGUGGACACCAAGAUGAGGUUUGGUGUUGUGCCAUUUCUCCUGACAACGAAAUCGUCGUUUCUGGAUCACGUGACGGUACGAUACGACUCUGGCAACUUCGUAACGGAAAGCAGAUCUGUUCCUUUAACGCUGGUGUUGAUGUCUUCUACAUCACUAUGAGUCAAGACAAGAGCACGAUCGUUGCCCUGGGAGACAAGUUCGGCGCCAGGAAACUAAUCAUGUUACAAGUAGUACGCACCAAAGUUCGACGUCAGAUCACCACUUCUUAAACAAAAGACGACAAAUCGUGCAAUUUAAUUUAUUUCUGCUUUAUUCUAAGUGCUGUGCUGAUAUUUGGACAUGGAGGUCAAGGGUCAAGGUCAAAGGUUGUGACCGGAAUUACCGGAAGUCUGUUGUUCACCGAAUACGUUCACUAACUCAAGAAAUAUUAAACGUAUACACAAAACUGCAUGCUUUGUUUAGAUUUUAUGACGUCAAAUUAGGCUUUGACCCAUGGAAUUAAUUUUUUACGCAAAAAACUGAAAAUACUCAGUGUGUUUCAACAGUGUACUUUUUUCUUUUGUUUUUUCACGUUCUUAAUUAAUUCACAUUAUUUUUGUAUUUUGUUAUCGAGAAUGUGAAAAUAUUUUUUAAUAUUUGGGAAAGUAAAUCUCACGAAUUAUACAUCCAAGUUGGUAAAAAUAUUUUGGUGUUACUUUAAAAUAAUAGCAGGUGAAAUAAGUUAAUUGCAAAACGACGAUAGUUAGGAAUAAAUAAUUAAUUAAUUAAUUACUGCUUUUAAUUGUAUACUUUCUUGCCAGUUAUUUAUAUUUUUAGAUUUUGAUAUUAUAAAUAUGAAAUACAAUUCAGACGACAAUAGAUUUUACUUAUUUCUAAGUAGAGUAGUUUGAUUUGUUAGUCAAUAAGUGAAUAGAAUAGGCCAAUUUACAUAAUCAAUUGGAUGUUCUAUUAAAGAAUAGGCCAGCUCACAAAUGAUCUCUAAAAUAAUAACGAAGAAGGGUGAAAAAAAAUAAAUUUCUCAAAAUAUCCAUUAGCUAGCACAAUUUUGAAAUACAUUUUAUAUUUCUUAAUUGAGUUGAAUACUAGAAACAUUUACUAUUCAAUGAUGUGGGUUUUUGUUUUAGUUAAAAUGGGACAAGUCUCAUAUUAUGUUUUUAUUAAAAGUUUUUCUGAAGUUUAUUUAAAUCUUUUUUUUACGAUUCUAGAUUAACUUUUUCUGUCUCUGUGUUUGUUUAGAAAAGUAAAUUGCUUUUGAUGUUUAUAUGUAGAAUAUUUACAGUUGGUUUAUCCGAGUCAUAAAUAUUCACGGCGUAUAUUAGGUAUAUUACCAAUAUAAUAAGUGCAUAAUAUCAAAUAAUGAUCAUUAUUCCAAAUUAAUCCUGAGUUUUAUCCAGACCGAUCGGAACAUGAGACAUAAAUAUCAACAUACAAUUUACUACAAUUACAAGAAUUACAGCUUAAAGAAUUUUAAGGAAUUAUGUCUAGAAAAAUUUUAAGAAAUCAUGUCUUGAAAAAUUUUAAGAAAUCAUGUCUUGAAAAAUUUUAAGAAAUCAUGUCUUGAAAAAUUUAGAAUAAUUUAGAUAUUGGAAUUAUUUUAAUUUUCUAAACUAUUAUUAGUAACGUCGGAUA
Patella vulgata (common limpet) is the source of this 11593-nucleotide messenger RNA. RefSeq lists its product as uncharacterized. The transcript is spliced from 29 exons. Lineage: Eukaryota; Metazoa; Mollusca; Gastropoda; Patellidae. Gene Ontology annotation, molecular function: protein binding; calcium ion binding. The record is from RefSeq and is a predicted model, not a curated record. The coding region runs from base 340 to 10233 and encodes 3297 amino acids.